Molecule: messenger RNA, 1425 nt
Organism: Drosophila busckii
Lineage: Eukaryota; Metazoa; Arthropoda; Insecta; Diptera; Drosophilidae
Product: CG3285
Exons: 6
Coding region: 19-1401 (460 amino acids)
Biological process (GO): transmembrane transport; carbohydrate transport
Cellular component (GO): membrane
Molecular function (GO): sugar transmembrane transporter activity
Source: RefSeq, a predicted model, not a curated record
CAGCGUUGAGCGUUGAGCAUGGCGGCUGUUUUACAGAAUUCCAGCUCGCUGCUUAACCAGCGUAAUCGUUAUCAGCUUUUGGCCACGUUUCUAGUGAACAUUGCAACGUUUGCUCAUGGCAUUGGCAUUGGCUGGAUGUCGCCAGUGAUGCGCGUGCUGCAAACUGCGGACUCGCCACUGGACUUUGAUGUGUUUGUGGAGCAGCUGUCCUGGAUUGGCUCCUUGCUGGGCAUUGGCGCUGCUAUAGGCAAUGUGCUGGCUGGCUGUAUGCAGGAUCGCAUUGGGCGCAAGUUUGUUAUGUUGGCUCUAACCUUUCCACAUGUGUGCUUCUGGCUGUUUUCCUACUUUGCACAAAGCGUGGAGUAUUUAUAUGUAGCUCGUUUGCUAGCUGGCAUUACAGGCGGCGCUGGCUAUAUAGUCUUUCCCAUAUUUAUAAGCGAAAUUGCAGACACCAACAUUCGCGGUCGUCUGGGCUCCAUGAUUAUGUUGUCGGUCAACAUGGGCGUCCUGGCUGGCUAUAUAUUGUCCACCUAUGUGGCUUACUUUACUGCAAUGUUUUGGGUGCUACCCUUUCCCAUUGGCUACUUUAUCUGCAAUCUCUUUCUGCCCGAGACGCCGCAUUAUCUGAUUAGCAAGCGCAAGUUUGCUGCUGCUGAAAAGUCCUUUAGAUUCUAUAAAAACAUUGGUGCAGCCGACAAAGCUGCCAUGUGGGAAUUUGAGGAUAUUAAGCACAAGCUAACAACAGAUCAAAGCUUGCAGCAAAAGUCCAGCAGCUACAAGGAUUUCGUUACGCCUGCUGCUUUGAGUGCAUACGCCACAGCUACAGUGUUGAUUAUAACAAAUCAGUUCACUGGCACCUUUUGCUUCACCACCUACAUGGCGAACAUCUUUGCGGUGUCGCACACUACGCUGGACGUUAAUAUGUGCACCAUAAUCCUGGGCGUAGUGCAAAUCGUUGGCACUUACAUCACAACAUUGCUGUGCGACAGAUGCGGCCGCAAGAUUCUGUUAUUGAUCUCCUCGCUGGGCGCGAGUGUGAGUCUCUGCAUCUUUGGCUUGUAUGUGUAUCUGGCGCAGCAGUAUGACUUGUCGUCAGUGGGCUGGUUGCCUUUGUUGCUGCUAUCGCUGGAUGUUUUCCUAUGCAAUAUUGGACUGGUGGGGGUGUUCUUUGUGCAGGUUGUGGAGCUGAUGCCGGCAAAAAUACGCUCGGUGGCCGUUUCAGCUGUGGUUGUUGCUUUGAGCAGCGCUGUGUUUGUGUCGCUUAAGAUAUUUCCCAUAUGCAUGGAUACAUUUGGCGUGGCCUACACCAUGUGGGGCUGCUCCUUUGUGGGCUUGUUUGGCUUUGUGUAUUUCUUGCUGUUUCUCAAAGAGACCAAAGGCAAAUCGCUGCUGGAUGCUUAGUAUAAAUAUAAUAAAAAUAAAGUA